AUGACCAUCAAACCCGACCAAUCGAACUGUCGCUUCUCGAAGCGAAUCUCAUUCCGAUGGAUCACAGAGCCCGCCGAGGAAACAACAGAUACAAUCGUGAUGUCCGUGAAGGACUGGUACGUUGAUCUACGGAUAGAAACGGCAACAGGCAAGAUAGAUUGGGCAAUUGCUGGACAGAGGAUUGUGGAGAGUCAGGAUCCUUUGCGGGUGACCUUCUCCCAUGAGCUUGACUCCCACGAUGCGUUCGAGAGUAUCGAUUGUGGGACUUUUGUUCCCUUGCCAAACGGCGAUGAUCUCGAGAUGGGCUCUAUGCCUCGCUAUGAUCUCCCUGGUGCACCUGAUAAGGAAUAUGAGGAGGUAUGGCGGGAGUUGCCAUUCAAAGAGGGCCCCGAGGGACCUAAUAAAGGUCUUUCGUGGAUUCUGGAGUCAGAUGAUGGAGAUCUCGACAAUGAAGAAGGAGAGGUGACGAUUACAAAAACUUUUAUCGGUCGCAUCUGGGGAACUUACUUGGCACUGAGCCAGACGCAGACUCAUACGCGAGAGAAGUCUCCAUCUGGUGAUUUGGUUGUUAAGAAAUCCGGCGCCGAUGUUAGUGCCAGAAGGGAAGAAUGGGAAUCUGGGUGGAAUGAGAAGUAUUCAGUUGGUGAAGCUGCAGGUGCUUUGCCUUCAAUGGUGGUUGGGUUUGAUGCAGAGGGAGAGGGAUCUUGGAAAGUACCUGGGGAGAAGGUGGAGGUUCAAGGAAAGACGUAUGUCGUUCGAGCUUUCGAGCAAAUUUAG
Penicillium vulpinum is the source of this 777-nucleotide messenger RNA. RefSeq lists its product as uncharacterized. The transcript is spliced from 2 exons. The coding region runs from base 1 to 777 and encodes 258 amino acids. Lineage: Eukaryota; Fungi; Ascomycota; Eurotiomycetes; Eurotiales; Aspergillaceae. The record is from RefSeq and is a predicted model, not a curated record.